AUGUUUAUCGGAAAAAAUGCUACUCCAUUAACAGUAAUAAUCGAUUCUGAUAAAUUGAAAUCGGGUCAGAUAGAAGCUAAAUUAAAAUUGAAACAAUUCAUAUUGAUCAAAAAUGUUAAAGGCAACAGUGAAAGUUGGUCAACGGAUAUUUCUUUGAUCGGACGAAUUGAUGAAAAUGGUGCACAUGCAGUUUUCGAAGGUUGGGCUGCAUGUAAUCAUUGUUUGACAACGUAUCGAACGCAUUCAAAGAAAGAUGCUCAAGGCCAGAGAAAAAAUUAUGGUUUAAAUUCUUUGCAUGUGCAUGUGAGAGAUUGUGCUUAUAAACUGAAGUCAACAGCAUCUCGAGCAUCACCAGCAAGCACCACUCAAGUAUCACCAUCCAGUCAAUCAUGUAUGCCAAAAUUUGCCUACAAUAAAAAUAAAAUUUCGGAUAAAUAUCAAGCUAAAUUGAAAGAUGCUGAAUUAAAAUUUGUCGUUGCUGGCUCACAUAGUUUCAAUUCAUUAGAAAAUAAUGGAAUAUUGGAAUUAUUACAAGUAGGAAUUGAAAUUGGGAGUGAUUAUGGACUAAUGGAUGUGCAUGAUGUAUUUUGUGGACGUAAAGCAAUUCGUGAACAGUUGUUAUUAAAAAAUUUAAUACAUAUAUUAAAUCGAUUAGAUCGAUGCUUAAUGAACCAAUAA
Didymodactylos carnosus is the source of this 678-nucleotide messenger RNA. The record is from the annotation of a GenBank genome assembly. NCBI's taxonomy places the organism in Eukaryota, Metazoa, Rotifera, Eurotatoria, Philodinida, Philodinidae.